AUGCUGAGGAAAUUGGUUUCCAUUGCUGAAGGGACGUUGCGACGACUAGCUGUGGUUAUGACGAUUCCAUUUCUUCUGGUGACAAAUGGACCGAAGGACAAUUGGUGUGGUUCAUUCUCAUUCGUAGCUCCAACUUGUUUGGAGAGUGAAAGAUGCUGUAGCAAUGUGGUAGUGAUGAAUACUGGUAGUAGACGUACGAUUUGUAAAAAAUGGAAUUUCAGAAAAUUCUCAAAUCGGCAGUUUAUCUACUAUUGGAGAAAGGAGGAACAUGGUGUGAGGCCAUGGAGAGUGUUUGUAUCAAAGCCAGCACAAAAAAAAGUGAAUCAAGAAAAAGGGAAAAUAAUAGUAAAUAAAAAAAAAAGGGAAGAAAAAUUGAAAAACAAGAUUAGUAAAAAUGUUGAAUUUAAAAAUUCAUCAAAAUAUAAAAUUAUUGAAGAUUUAAUUGAAGGAUACCCAUAUACAACCUUACCUGUCCCAAUGCACUUGAUAGAAAAGGAACCAUUUAUAAUUCUAAAAGAAAAAAUAAAAGCAAAAUAUUUAAAAGGGUAUGAAUUACCAUUCGGUUUAAUUGAUCCUGUAAAAUAUGAAUUACUGAAACUUAUUGGGAAAUUGUGUGAUCCAUUUAAAAAUUUGUGUUGUCAUUCAUUGACACCUAGACUUUUUAUUGAUAAACUUUUUAAAAAUCGACCAGAAAUAUCGUAUGAUGAUUUCUGUUAUAGAAUUGAAUACAAGUUAAGAUUUUUAAUGCCAUCUUAUACAGAAAUGUUUAAGUAUGAAAAAGAGUUACUAUGGAAACAAUGGAUAGCUGUACGCAAUUUAAAGGAAGUGUCCCCAGAAACACCUCCAGAUGAUAAUGAACGGGUUCAAAAAAUUCUAAAAGAAGAUGAAACUACUAUACUAAUUGCUAUGAUAAGAGUAAAUCGUGAGAUAAAUAAUCAAGGUAUCCAUCCAUCUAUUUUAAAAAUGUUCUUCGAUUUUUUAAAUGUUGAAAAAUGCCCUCUUGUUCUCAAACGUGAUAAUGCUUUCUUAAAAUUAGAAACAAUCAUGCAUAGACUUAAAAAUAGAGAAUUUCUGGAAGGUAUUAAACCUGAUUACAUCUACUUUAUGUUGAAUCAAAAAGCUCAACAAUACUUCAAUAAUUUUGACAAGGAAGAAUUUGAAAAAACAUAUCAUGAUUCACUUAAUUAUAACGCGAUGAAACAGAAUAUCAUCAAUCAAAAUAAACUCUACAAGCAAGAAAGAAGGCUAUUCUCACAGAAGACUAAGAAUUCCCUAAUGAAAUUUUAUGACAUCCAACUCCCCACUUUCUUUAAGGAAUACAUCAAAAAAAAGGAACACAACUAUAAGCUCAUUCAAGACAAAAUUAAAAGAAUGAUUGAUAACAAAUAUCUAAAGAGGAAAACCAGGAGAGAAGACAUUCUUGCCGGUCGCAUUGUCCCACAGCCGAUUACUCUCGAUGCAGAAGGGGACAACAAGACACAACUACGCAAGAAGAAGAAAAAGAAGAAGAAGUGA
This is a messenger RNA of Plasmodium gonderi, 1515 nucleotides long. RefSeq lists its product as hypothetical. Lineage: Eukaryota; Apicomplexa; Aconoidasida; Haemosporida; Plasmodiidae. The transcript has a single exon. The record is from RefSeq and is a predicted model, not a curated record. Bases 1 to 1515 code for a protein of 504 amino acids.